AGGCGCAGACGAGCGCGGCGUUGAGGCUGGAGGAGAGGCGGGAUCCCCUAGGUGGCGAAGGGACGCUCCGGGAAAGCGAGGGGCGCCCCGAGCUCUGGACCACGUGACCUGCCGGGGGCGGGAGCAGGGGGCUGCCUGGGGGAGGGGCGUGACCACCCGCCUGUCGCCCGAGGCGGCCGCCGCUGCAGCCUCGCCGCGCACCCGGAGCUCGCCGGCCCGCGGGAGAAAUGUUGCUGAAGUGCUGCUGAAAGGGCCAGAGAUGCAAGGAUUUGGGACACAUUUUGAACCUUUAAGCUGUCUGACAUUGACCUCCUUUCAUUAUUAAUAAAGAAGAAGCAGGAGCUUAGGAUGUAUUAACACCAACUCAUUAAUAUACUAACCGGACAGUGUUCUGCAAACAAUUCUGCAUUGUAAAGGACUGGAUUGGCACAAAAUAAAAUUAUUUCAUUCAGCUUAUAAUAUGUCUCAAUGGAGGAAAACUUGAUAAGCAUGAGGGAAGACCAUUCUUUUCAUGUUCGUUACAGAAUGGAAGCGUCUUGCCUAGAGCUGGCCUUGGAAGGGGAACGUCUAUGUAAAUCAGGAGACUGCCGAGCUGGCGUGUCAUUCUUUGAAGCUGCAGUUCAAGUUGGAACUGAAGACCUAAAAACACUUAGUGCUAUUUACAGCCAGCUGGGCAAUGCUUAUUUCUAUUUGCAUGAUUAUGCCAAAGCAUUAGAAUAUCACCAUCAUGAUUUAACUCUUGCAAGGACUAUUGGAGACCAGUUGGGGGAAGCCAAAGCUAGUGGUAAUCUGGGAAACACGUUAAAAGUUCUUGGGAAUUUUGAUGAAGCCAUAGUUUGUUGUCAGCGACACCUAGAUAUUUCCAGAGAGCUUAAUGACAAGGUGGGAGAAGCAAGAGCACUUUACAAUCUUGGAAAUGUGUAUCAUGCCAAAGGGAAAAGUUUUGGUUGCCCUGGUCCCCAGGACGUAGGAGAAUUUCCAGAAGAAGUGAGAAAUGCCCUUCAGGCAGCAGUGGAUUUUUAUGAGGAAAACCUAUCACUAGUGACUGCUUUGGGUGACCGAGCAGCACAAGGACGUGCCUUUGGAAAUCUUGGAAACACACAUUACCUCCUUGGCAACUUCAGGGAUGCAGUUAUAGCCCAUGAGCAGCGUCUCCUUAUUGCAAAAGAAUUUGGAGAUAAAGCAGCUGAAAGAAGAGCAUAUAGCAACCUUGGAAAUGCAUAUAUAUUUCUUGGUGAAUUUGAAACUGCCUCUGAAUACUACAGGAAGACACUACUGUUGGCUCGACAGCUUAAAGACCGAGCUGUAGAAGCACAGUCUUGUUACAGUCUUGGAAAUACAUAUACUUUACUUCAAGACUAUGAAAAGGCCAUUGAUUAUCAUCUGAAGCACUUAGCAAUUGCUCAAGAGCUGAAUGAUAGAAUUGGCGAAGGAAGAGCAUGUUGGAGCUUAGGAAAUGCAUACACAGCACUAGGAAAUCAUGAUCAAGCAAUGCAUUUUGCUGAAAAGCACUUGGAAAUUUCAAGAGAGGUUGGGGAUAAAAGUGGUGAACUAACAGCACGACUGAAUCUCUCAGAUCUUCAAAUGGUUCUUGGUCUGAGCUACAGCACAAAUAACUCCAUAAUGUCUGAAAAUAAUGAAAUUGACAGCAGUUUGAGUGGUGUACGCCCCAAGUUGGGACGCCGGCAUAGUAUGGAAAAUAUGGAACUUAUGAAGUUAACACCGGAAAAGGUACAGAACUGGAACAGUGAAAUUCUUGCUAAGCAAAAACCUCUUAUUGCCAAACCUUCUGCAAAGCUACUCUUUGUCAACAGACUGAAGGGGAAAAAAUACAAAACUAAUUCUUCCACUAAAGUUCUCCAAGAUGCCAGUAAUUCUAUUGACCACCGAAUUCCAAAUUCUCAGAGGAAAAUCAGUGCAGAUACUAUUGGCGAUGAAGGGUUCUUUGACUUAUUAAGCCGAUUUCAAAGCAAUAGGAUGGAUGAUCAGAGAUGUUGUUUACAAGAAAAGAACUGCCAUACAGCUUCAACAGCAACUUCUUCUACUCCCCCCAAAAUGAUGCUAAAAACACCAUCUGUUCCUGUGGUAUCCCCCAACACGGAUGAGUUUUUGGACCUUCUUGCCAGCUCACAGAGCCGCCGUCUGGAUGACCAGAGGGCCAGUUUCAAUAAUUUGCCAGGGCUUCGUCUAACACAAAACAACAGCCAGUCAGUACUUAGCCACCUGAUGACUAAUGACAACAAAGAUGCUGAUGAAGAUUUCUUUGACAUCCUUGUAAAAUGUCAAGGAUCCAGGUUAGAUGAUCAAAGAUGUACUCCGCCACCUGCUACCACAAAGGGUCCGACAGUACCAGAUGAAGACUUUUUCAGCCUUAUUUUACGAUCUCAGGCAAAAAGAAUGGAUGAACAGAGAGUUCUUUUACAAAGAGAUCAAAACAGAGACACUGACUUUGGGCUAAAGGACUUUUUGCAAACUAAUGCUUUGGUGGAGUUUAAAAAUUCAGGGAAAAAAUCAGCAGGCCACUAGUUACUAUGGAUAUAUUUUUUUCCUUUCAGAAUACGGUAAGGAAACAAUCUAUUACUUCUUUCCUUAAAAGAAGAAUUUAUAGCUCUGUAAUACAGCUUACAAUAUUUUUAGAAUAAUGUAAAUAUUUAACCUUCAGUAGUCUAUUAUUAAGGCUUUAAUACUUCUCUGGACACUCACGUGUUUCAAGGUGGAGGUGUCCUGUAAGGUGCUUCAUCAUCUGUGAUUAUUACUUGGGAUGUGUUCUUUGGCAGCUUGUUAGAUUACUUUACCUAGUGUUUGUGAAGUAGGAAGUUAAAUGAAUCAUAGAUUAGAAUUUAAUCCUCUUACAGAAGUUUUUAAAAUCUUAAUUGACAAUGGCAUUUUUUAAUAUACAACCAUGGAUGUAGUGGGAAACAAUGCUGUUUAGUAAAAAUAAUGUACUUGACCAAUGUAAAAAAGUAUAUAAAAGUCUUA
Molecule: messenger RNA, 2979 nt
Organism: Callithrix jacchus (white-tufted-ear marmoset)
Lineage: Eukaryota; Metazoa; Chordata; Mammalia; Primates; Cebidae
Gene: GPSM2
Product: G protein signaling modulator 2
Biological process (GO): establishment of mitotic spindle orientation
Cellular component (GO): cell cortex
Molecular function (GO): GDP-dissociation inhibitor activity; G-protein alpha-subunit binding
Source: RefSeq, a predicted model, not a curated record